CCUAAAUUUCGCCACGCGCUUCAUUGUAUGCACGUGGGCUCGUUUCUUCAUUUAAAUUAAGUUUUUUAUCAGAAAUAUUAAAUAAAAGCUGCAAAACUAGUUACUAGAAAUAUGUCGUCCUCCUUUUUCCUUAAGCCAGGUGCCAAGGGCACCAAAAAACGGAAGAAUCCCACAGCAACAACAAAAGGAAAACCCCUCAAAAAAGGCAGAACAGCGGGAAAAUCAGCGCCUACAGCCGGCGAAACAGUGCCGAAAAAGCAGCGUCGACCAAAGGAGGAAGAUGAGGAAAUAGCUAGCGACGAUGAGGAGUACAACAGUGAUCUGGGUGGCGAAGAUGACACCCUGGCAUUUUCUUCUGACGAGGGCGAGGAGGAGACUGCGCAGGACAAGCGUCUACGUCUAGCCAAACAGUACCUAUCGGAAAUAGAGAAGCAGGAAGCAGACCGCGCAGAAGAUCAAGAACUAGCUCAGAGCGUGGAGCAACGUCUGCAAACGGACUACUUGGACAGCGUAGGCAAGCUACGCCGGAACAUCGCUGGAACCCUGAAAUCCUGCGAAUCACGCGGCAUCCUUAAGCACAAGGUGCACCACACGCCCAUAUGUGCCUUAACACUUAGUCCAGAUGGAAAAUUUCUCUUCACCGGAGCCAAAUCACAAUUCCUCCUCAAAUGGUGUACGGAAACGGGAAAAGUGCUGGAGAAAUCCGAUGUUCUGUCGCAUCGUGAGGAACCUGAAACGGGAAAAAAAAGACGAUCGCAUAUCAUUGCCAUCUGCAUCUCCUCUGAUACGAAGUUUCUGGCAUUGGCCGAAGGUGGUCCUAACAUUCAAAUUUGGUGCCCGCAGACGAUGAAGCAUGUUAAAACUCUGAAAGGACACCGGGAUAGUGUGGCAGGUUUGGUUUUUCGCAAAGGAACUCAUGAUUUAUACACAGCAGCCAAAGAUCGGUCGGUAAAAAUCUGGUCGCUGGAUGAAAUGGCCUAUGUGGAAAGUUUAUUUGGUCAUCAAACAGGUGUGACAAGUAUAGAUGCUUUAAGUCGAGAGCGUGCUAUCACCGCCGGCGGUUCGGACUGUUCCUUGCGGAUCUGGAAGAUCACAGAGGAGUCGCAGCUGAUUUACAACGGACACAAAGACAGCAUUGAGUGCGUUAAGUACAUAAACGAUGAACACUUUGUAUCUGGUGGAAUGGAUGGUGCCAUUAGUUUAUGGAGUGCCUUAAAGAAAAAACCCAUUUGCACGACACCAUUGGCACACGGAGUGGGAGAAAAUGGUGUCGCCAACUGGAUAACAGCUAUUGCUGUCGUGGUCAACACGGAUUUAAUGGCAACAGGCUCUUGUGAUGGUUACGUUCGUCUAUGGCAGACAAAUCCCAACGCGCGAAAAAUUAUUUUAAUACAGAGUAUAGCCAUCGCUGGUUUUAUCAACGGACUGGCGUUCAAUGCUGAUGGGACCAAGCUGUUUGUCGCUGCAGGCCAGGAGCACCGCCUGGGUCGCUGGUGGCGACUAAAGGAAGCCAAGAACCACAUAGUUGUAGUCGAUAUUAAGCUGCAAAGCGCUGCUAGCAGUUAGUUUUAUUUCUAAGCUUAAGUAAAGUUGUAUAGUUCUUUUAACAUGAUACGGCGUGAAAAAAAUAUAAUUAAAAGAAGAAUUUAAUAUUCUCCCAGAA
Drosophila eugracilis is the source of this 1663-nucleotide messenger RNA. RefSeq names its product U3 small nucleolar RNA-interacting protein 2 (gene U3-55K). Gene Ontology annotation, molecular function: protein binding; snoRNA binding. Gene Ontology annotation, cellular component: small-subunit processome. The transcript has 5 exons. Bases 112 to 1566 code for a protein of 484 amino acids. The record is from RefSeq and is a predicted model, not a curated record. Lineage: Eukaryota; Metazoa; Arthropoda; Insecta; Diptera; Drosophilidae.